Molecule: messenger RNA, 1059 nt
Organism: Ambispora gerdemannii
Lineage: Eukaryota; Fungi; Glomeromycota; Glomeromycetes; Archaeosporales; Ambisporaceae
Source: the annotation of a GenBank genome assembly
AUGAGUAGUAUGUUAAAGGAUGUUGUUAACCAUCUAUCUCAGCAUAAAGGCACUGAUUUUGAGGAUGUCAAUAAUAGACCAGUAAGCAAAGAAGAAUUUGACAAUUUAUUAAUCACUUGUCUUAAAACUCCACCAUUACGACUUAAAGACUUAAAAGCAAGAUUAAAAAAAGAACAAGAGGAGAGAAAACAAAAAGCAACUAUAGGAAAAAAAGCAGAUAAUACUUCACCAGCUAAAAAUCCGGAUAGACCUCCGUUGCCUCCCCCAGAAAAGUUAAGCGAACAAGAUUUAGAAAAAUACUUAUUAGAAAAAAGAUUAGAGUUAAAAAAAUAUUUCGUGUUUAAUUUAGGAGAAUUGACAAAAGAAAAAAUUAACGUAGCAGGACAAGAAUAUAAAAACGGACGAGUAGUUAACUCGUUUUUAGCAAAGCACUUGACUAAAUUAGCCACUUUUCACGGAGCAGUCCCUUCUACUAUCGUUUGUGAAAGUAAAAAAGAAGCCUUGGAAAUUAUUAAAAAGGACCCAGCUCUAGCUGGUAAUCCUGGAUCAGAAUACGAAAAUACUCGGCAUAACCUUGGAUUUUUAGUUAUUGAUAAUUUAGCCCAACAAUUAGGGGUUGAACUAAAAAAUAAAACCGAAACUAAAAGCCAAACACAGGAAAAAACUCAACAAUUCCAAAACCAGUUAUCCCAAAUUAAACAAACCCUUAAUAAGCCAGAGAAUGCUAGCAAAAAAGUUAAGUAUUCAGUCCAACUAUCUGACAUAGAAAACCAACUAAAAAAUCUUCCUCAACAAAAUUCCCAAGAGCGGGAAAAAACUAUUCAAGAAUUACAGCAAAAAAUUAAAGAAAUUAAUCAAGAGUUAGGAAUAUCCGAAGAACCGAAAGAAAAAAAACCUAAUAAUCCAACCAAAAAACCUAACUUUCCUAAUUCUACUUAUCAAGGUUUACUGGAUGACUUAAAGACUAUUCAUGAUGAACUUACCAAAUCUAUUUCGGAACUAGAAUCUAAUCCUCCUAAUCCUUCUACUCCUAAUUAUCAAGGUGUUCAACAAAAAUGA